AUGAACUCCACGCCUAGUGUGCGCCGAUGGCUCUCUGAGUUGCUUCAGAUCGCAUAUGCGAUUGCCACGAUACUCAUGCUCUGGGCUACCUUGAGGGUCGUCACCGGCUCACCACACCCGAUCCUGACUGUAUCUUCAGAGUCUAUGGAACCUACAUUCUAUCGUGGGGAUAUUAUACUACUCUGGAACCGUCAACACUACAUUGACGUUGGCGAUAUCCCAGUGGUUUGGUUCCCUGGAAGGUCACUCCCGAUGGUGCAUCGAGCUAUCAAAGUAAUCCAUCAAGAUGAGGGUGAAAGCGAUAACAGCACAGCCAGACAACUCAUUUUGACUAAGGGGGAUAACAAUGACUUGGAUGAUACGUCGCUGUACCCGAAUGGACGCGCUUUCGUGCAUCGUGAAGAAAUUGUGGGAUUGGUUCGCGCAUACAUACCGUAUCUAGGGCGGUUGAGUCUCGUAGUGAAAGAUCAGCCUUGGAUUUUAUACGCUUCUCUUGCUGGAAUGCUCGCUGUGGGCAAACUUUUAUAG
Messenger RNA from Lindgomyces ingoldianus, 528 nucleotides. Its product is annotated as signal peptidase I. Bases 1 to 528 code for a protein of 175 amino acids. NCBI's taxonomy places the organism in Eukaryota, Fungi, Ascomycota, Dothideomycetes, Pleosporales, Lindgomycetaceae. Gene Ontology annotation, molecular function: serine-type endopeptidase activity. Gene Ontology annotation, cellular component: membrane; signal peptidase complex. The transcript has 2 exons. The record is from RefSeq and is a predicted model, not a curated record.